This is a messenger RNA of Candida dubliniensis CD36, 1194 nucleotides long. RefSeq lists its product as uncharacterized. Lineage: Eukaryota; Fungi; Ascomycota; Pichiomycetes; Serinales; Debaryomycetaceae. Bases 1 to 1194 code for a protein of 397 amino acids. The record is from RefSeq and is a predicted model, not a curated record. The transcript has a single exon.
AUGCAUUUGAAACCAGGCGAUUCCCCAUAUUAUGAACGUACUUUAAAGAUCAAGAAUGCUGCCAAUCCACGUGCUCCAGGUUCAGUUGUAUUAUCCAAACCUAGUCAUUUAACCGAAGAUUAUCAAUUGAAAAUUGCCUAUCGUAAAUAUGUAACCACUAGACAGAUUCCUUUCAAUUCACCAAGAAUAAAUUUCUUGUUUUUACAUGGUAAUGGGAUGAAUAAGGGUAUUUGGCAUUAUCAAAUUGAUAAAUUAUUUACCAUGUAUGAAGUUAGUUUCCCAGAUAUGCAUAUUGAUACCGUUAUUGCUGCUGAUCAUGUCAACAUGGGUGAUUCAGCCUUUGUCAAUCGUGGUAAAUUAGGACAUGUAUCUGAUUGGAAUGAUUUUGCCAGAGAUUGUAUUAUGAUUGCAAAAAUCCAUGAAAAAGAAGCAUUUCUUCAUCCUAAUGCAUUUAAUGUUGUUGUGGCACAUUCAAUGGGUGGGUUUAUUGCCAUGCAGAUGACUGCAAAUGAACCAAACUUGUUCCAAUCGUCGAUAUUAAUCAACCCCGUAUGCGUUACGUUCCCUGAGUUACGACACCAUAAUUUGAAGGUGUAUCAGGAUUGGUACCACCGUGACUUUGUAAAGUUUUAUUUUGAUAAUAUCCCUGAGGGUGAAAAUUGGUAUCAUAAGAUCUAUGAACAUUACACCAAUAGAUCUUUUUACAGAAAGUUUCAUCCGGUUGUGUUACGGAAUAUGCUAGAAGAUGAAAUUCCCGAAAUGUAUGACAGAUCGAAAUAUUACCGAACUGUCGAAUUGAAACAUGACGGGUUGGAAGAUUAUAUUAAUUAUUAUAAUUCCGAGGAGUCAAUCACUGCCACCAAGUCAUGCUAUGAACAAAUCAGAGUUCCUACAAAAAUAUUAUGUGGAGAAAAUGAUGCAUUGGCAACUUUUAUUGAUUCACAAAAAGAUCAUGAAUUGAACUUUGCUGAUAUCCAUGUCCUUGAAGGAAAAUAUCAUAAUAUGCAUGCUGAGAGUCCCGAUUUGAUUAUGAGUUUAGUUAAUGACUUUGUUGUAACAUGUUAUAAAGAUCAUCCAAAAGUGACCGAUUUUGAAUAUUAUAAAAAGUAUGGAAGUGAUUAUAAACUGAUAUUAAGGAAAAAGAAGUUGCAUGAUUUAUUAGGAGACGAUACGAAAAUCCCCAGCAAGUUAUAA